CGUGACUGUCAGAGCGGAAGGUGGGCGGGGCCAGUAGAAGCCACAGUUCCUGAGACCCCAGACAGCAGGUGAGAACUAGUGGGUGUGUGUGGAUGGAAGCUGGGUGUUGCUAUGGCGACAGUGGCCCUCUCCCUUUAACCCCUUGCGUGCUGUCUCCCGGUGGGGGCCACUGUCCAGUAGCUGUGUGACAGUGUGAGAGUGACUGACAGUGUGCUCCUCUUUCCUCCAGUAUCACUUGUUACUGUGAGAGGGGCAGAGGGAGCCAUGCAGAACGUCAUCAACACCAUGAAGGGCAAGGCCCUGGAGGUGGCAGAGUACCUGACCCCUGUCCUCAAGGUAGGUCUGGGUGGGCUCUAAUAAAGGCUGUAUUACUGGGCACUGCCUCACACACAGGGAUAUAUGUACAGCCAUGUAAGGGUGGUGAUGGGGAACAUUUGGUAAUGCAUCCUUUGUGGACUACGUUUCCCAUAAUGCUCAGCCAGCCAGAUGGAUAGCAUAGUCCACAAACACUGCAGGGCUAAAGUUUAAUAAUUAUACCUAUCGCACAGCGCUGCGGAAUCUGUUGGCGCUUUAUAAAAUAUAAUAAUAUGGACAUCAAAAACGUACGCAAACUAUCCAGACUGUGUUUUCCCUAAUGCUCAGCCAGCCAAAUGGGUAACAUAGCCCACAAAAGCUGCAGGGUCUAAAAGACUAGCUUUCUGCAUUUAUGUAGGAUUUUUCUCAGUUAUUAAAGGAUCACUGUAGUGUCAGGAAAACAAACCCGUUUCAUGACACUAUGUCAUCCUUGGGGGACCCUCACCCUCAGAGGCCCCCUCUCGUGGCGCUGAAGGGGUUAAAACCCCUUCAGCAGCUUACCUUAUUCUGGUGCUGGUGACCUCUCCUCCCCCGCCGAUGUCAGCUCCCGAGUGGAGCGGAAUGCGCAUUCAUGGCAAGAGCCGCGCGUGUAUUCUAACAGUCCAUAGGAAAGCAUUUCUCAAUGCUUUCCUAUGGACGUUCUGCACGCUGGAUGCGAAUUUCGCGUCCAGCGUCUGGGAAGCGCCUCUAGCGGCUGUCAGAAAGACAGCCACUAGAGGUUGGAUUAACCCUGCUAUGUAAACAUAGCAGUUUCUCUGAAACUGCUAUGUUUACUUGUGAAGGGUUAAAAACUGAGGGACCUGGCACCCAGACCACUUAAUUGAGCUGAAGUGGUCUGGGAAAGUGUCCCUUUACAGUUACUUGGAUUCUGUAUCGUUUGUGUACCUUUUUGAUGUACAUAUAAUUGUCUACUCAUAUAUAUAUAUAUAUAUAUCAUCUUAUUACAGAAAAUACAUUUGCUUAAUGUGUAUGAAUGAUUCACUUAAGUUCUACUAUCAAUGUAAAAUUAGAUUGUGAAUGCACAAUUGUUUUACUUUCUUUUCUUCCCAUUCCUAUGUAGUUUGAGAUGAAGCUACAUCUCCUCAUGCUGAGCAUGACGAAAAGUCGCCUAACCACCCUGAAGUCCCUAUUGUGGCUGUCUGAUAGACAGCCACUAGUGGUGGAGUUAACCCUGUAAGGUAAUUAUUGCAGUCUAUCAGUAACUGCAGUAAUUACAAUUGCAGUGAUAAGUGGACUCGGACAAUGCAGCCAGACCACUUCAAUGAGCUGAAGUGGUCUGCGUGCUCAUAGUGUCCCUUUAACUAACAUGGGUGUUUAGUAAAGUGAGAAUUCAAAGAUCAUUUCAGUUAAAGGACCACUAUAGUGCCAGGAAAACAUACUCGUUUUCCUGGCACUGUAGUGCCCUGAGGGUGCCCCCACCCUCAGGGUCCCCCUCCCGCCCGGCUCUGGAAGGGGGAAAGGGUUAAAAACUUACCUUUUUCCAGCGCUGGGCGGAGAACUCUCCUCCUCCGAUCCUCCUCUUCUCCUCCUCCUGGGCUGAAUGCGCACGCGCGGCAAGAGCUGCGCGCGCAUUCAGCCCGUCGCAUAGGAAAGCAUUUAGAAUGCUUUCCUAUGGACGCUUGCGUGCUCUCACUGUGAAAAUCACAGUGAGAAGCACGCAAGCGCCUCUAGUGGCUGUCAAUGAGACAGCCACUAGAGGAUUAGGGGGAAGGCUUAACCCAUUCAUAAACAUAGCAGUUUCUCUGAAACUGCUAUGUUUAUAAAAAAAUGUGUUAACCCUAGAAGGACCUGGCACCCAGACCACUUCAUUAAGCUGAAGUGGUCUGGGUGCCUAGAGUGGUCCUUUAAUUGAAGUAGUCUGGGUGCUAUAAUGUUAAACAUUGCAAUUCCAGAGAACUGCAAUAUUUACAUUGCAGCUCUAAGUCUGCUCUCUGUGGCUGUCUACCAAACAGCCAUUAGAGGGCUCUCGGAAUCGUAAGAGACUUUUGGUCCGUUAUCUGACGCUAGACGUCCACGCUCUACAUGAGGACAUCCAGCGUCAGAUUUUUCCCCAUAGGAGAGCAUUGAAAGUAUGCACGUUAGACCCCGCUCGUUUCGGAACAGAGGAGGGGGCAGAGCUUCAACCCAGCACUGAGGGACAUCGGCGCUGGGAUCAGAUAAGUAAAUAAAGGGUUUUUAACCCUUUAUUUACUGGGUGGGAGGGGGGAGGCAGAGGGAUCGGUAGUGCCAGGAAUACAGCUUUGUAUUCCUGACACUACAGUAUCCCUUUAAGGCCAGAGUAGGCAAACUGAAAGUAUUGUUGACUCCAGUUUAGCUAUUUUGACUUUAAAAUUGAAAUGUCUGCUUAUCUUGACAUGGUAUGUAAAUUACGGUACACGUCACUGUAGUAGACACUAAGGGAGAAUUACAAGUUCUAUGACAGUAUUUUGUUUUUCUCUGUGUUUAUUUUUUUUUUUUAUUAGAUUUAUUUUUUUUCCUCUUUUCUAAGUUAAUUGUUUUGCAUUCCUAGAAUUUAGCAGAUGCCUACUGUCCAAAUAUUAUGUAUGCAGUUACCCACAUAUCUGGUUUUCUUAGGGGUGUAUGUUAAUGCAGGUAUUUAUAAGAAUAUUGUUUUCUUGUAAAAGAAGGUAGCUAGCAGUAAACUAGGGAUCGACCAAUAUAAUUUUUCCAGAGCUGAAACGAUAACGAUUAUUUCCUUUUUGUGGGGGUAAACGAGGAGAUGUAUGGGAGGAGUUUGAUGAACUGGUGUGGGGAGCUAGAUGAGCUGGUGUGCAAGAGUGCUGGGAUUUGAUGAGCUGGUGUGCAAGAGUGCUGGGAUUUGAUGAGCUGGUGUGCAAGAGUGCUGGGAUUUGAUGAGCUGGUGUGCAAGAGUGCUGGGAUUUGAUGAGCUGGUGUGCAAGGGUGCAGGGAUUUGAUGAGCUGGUGUGCAAGGGUGCAGGGAUUUGAUGAGUUGGUGUGCAAGAGAGGGGGACAAGAUGAGCAGGUGUGCAGGAGUGGGGUAGCUAGAUGAACUGGUGUGCAGGAGUGGGGGGAUUCGAUGAGCUGGUGUUCAUGAGUGUGGGGUGUAGAUGAGCUGGUGUGCAGGAGUGGGGGGGGGGGGGGAGGGAGGUUGUAGAGAUGCUGGAGUACGAGAGGGCAGUUAUAGAUGAGCUGGAGGGGAUGGGUGUGGGGUGUAGAUGAGCUGGUGUGCAGGAGUGGGGGGGGGAUGUAGAGAUGCUGGAGUACCGGAGUGGGCAGUUAUAGAUGAGCUGGAGGGGAGGGGUGUGGGGUGUAGAUGAGCUGGUGUGCAAGAGUGGGGGGGUGUACAUGAGCUAGUGUGCUGGUGUGGAUGAGCAGACAGUUGGCUGAAGUUAACAUAUUUAGUCAGCAGCUUUUCCUAGGAAAAAUUUGUUUAUUUUCAAGAACUGGCCAAAUCCCAGAAUAUUGAUGUGUUUAAAGUUUCUCUAUCAUUGUGGAGUACUGAAUACCUGGAUAUAUCACCUAAAAUCUGCAAAUUAAAAUAAAUAAAUGUUCCAAAAUACAUAACCACGGCAUCUGUUGUAUUGUUUAUGGUGCCUUGCAGCCAUCCUGAUAUAAUUUGUCAAAUCAUUUUUAAGGGACCCUACUUGGGUCCCAUGUGAUUCUGCGCCACAUCCAGUUUUCUUCUGUAGGAGAAACAGCAUGUUUUAACAAAUCAAAGUCUCUGAGCACUGGCGGGCCCAAAUUUGAAACCGUUUGACUACUGGGAUGACGCAGAGCACUCCAAGUGCCAUAACCACUACAGCAGGCUUUAGGGUUAUGGUGCUUUAAUUAAUUUAGCUUGGAAAUUUGAUUCCAUUGGGAGAGUAGCUGAGUUGAUAUUUACUCUUAAAAUCUUAGGGUUCUUUAAAAUGUUGCAAUGAGCAUAAAAAAACGCAAAACUGAGAAUGCACAGAAUCAAGGGUUUCAGAAGGCCCAGCUGAACUGACAGUCCAGGACAGGGGUAGGCAGCCUUUUGGUAGUACUGUGCCAAAACAAGAUCUUAAAGUCCCUUAGCGUGCCUGUCCUAUUUUUGUUAAAAUUGAGGUGUGCAUGCUGCCAUAUACUGCUUUUAUUUAUGGGUGUUGCCGUUGCUCUGUAGCAUUGUAUUUGUGCGUUUGUGGACUGUUAUAUAGUAUAUGUUAAUGAGUAAUAUGUAGUAUUUUGUAUGAUACUUGUGAAUGGGAGAUUCUUGUGGAAUUGUGUGUGUGUGUAUCACUUUGUCACAUAAUGUAUUUAGUGAUGUGUGUACGUGUAGGGCUGCUUUUGGGGGUGUGCAUAUACAUUUGUAUGUGGAUUGUCAGUGAUGUUGUGUUUGUGGGGACUGUCUGUUUAUGUGUGGGAUGUUUGUAUUAUUUGUAUGAGGGGAGACUUCUGCAGCUUUGUGUAUAUCUAGCAGUGUAGGUGACUUCUCUUGGGUCCAGUGGGGUCUGUGCUGCCCAGGUGCAGGUCAAGGGCAGAAGCUGUGAUAGCUACUGCGGGCUACUUUACUACAGUGUGGAUUCACGUUCACAAGUGCUUGGAGGAAGUGAUCUGAUGUUGAUUUCCUCUAAUUGCUGCAAUGCCUAAAUUGAGGAUUGUCCCUCACCACCUGCCAUCACCGUUCAGUUUGCACUAGCAGAUAUUUGAAGCACCACUAGGACUCCUGAUACGCCCGAGCCUGUUUAGCUCUGGUAGCCAUGGUGGCUGUGCAUGGCACACGUUCCAUAGGUUGCUGACCCCUGGUUUAGGAGGUGUAUUUGUAGAUAGUGCUUAUCUCAAUAUCUCUCCCAUUGAACUCUGGUGAUUUGCAAGUGACUAAUAAAAAGAUUAGCCAAAAAAUGUAAAGUGAAGGAAGGUGAGAUAGAUUUGAUCUACCUUCUGAAGUUGUUGAACUUUGAACACUAAACUCCAAAUUCUACCGCUUUAAAAUCUAAAUUGCAAAAUUUAGGCAAUUUAAAGCUAAGCUGUGCCUACAGCACGAUAGAAUAAAUUUUACAGUUCGGCUAUUUUAUGCUCUCGAAAAAAAGAUUGCUAGCCUUGCAAUACCCAGGCACAUGAAGCCUUUGCCUUGUGGAGUGUACUUUCAGUUUAAAUAGAAGUAUUUGGAAGUUUUCCCCAUCAACCCUAACAGUACAACCUAUUAGGAGUACUUUACUUCCAUGCUGUUUGUGCAUCUAUGCGCAGUACAGAAGCAGCCUUAGCCAGGACUGACCUUUGGUAGCCAGGAUUGACCUUUGAAGACUGACAGCAGUUUGCUUUGCCAGUGGGGCAUGUGACAUCUGCCUACUGCAUCACUUUAUCUGGCAGAUGUAUUCUAAUCUUUAUUUAAAAUUAAUUGCUGGUCUGUUCAAAGACAGUAACCAUAGACCCAUCACACUAAUUAUUCACACUCAAACCAUAAAAAUUCCAUAUUUAAAUUGUGUGCACUGAUGGUGCACAUCAUGCAUGAUUAAAAAAAAAAACAACUUCCUCCUAUAUUUUGUCAAUAGAUGAAAGUGGUCUGGAAAAUGGACAGCUCCAUUAAAUUUCACAGCAAUGGGGGAACCUAAAGUGCAUGCGCGGCAAGCACUGUGUGCACAUUAGGGCUUCCUCAUGGGAAAGCUUUGAAUCAAUGCUUUCCUAUGGGGAUUUUCAAGACACUGCACUUCCUCAUGCAAAGUUCAAAGCUGUGAAACAUCAGGAAUCGCCUCUCAGCCACUAGUGGUGGAGUUAACCUUGCAAUAUAAUUAUUGCAGUUUUUCAGAAAUAUUUACAUUAAGGGGACAGGGGCACAUCAUUCAAUGAGAUAAAGUAGUCUGGUUUCUUUAGUGUUCCUUUAAGCUGACAGACUAUAGUUUAUGGUUUGAGAAGGCAAUUGGUAUGUCUAACUUUUUUAAGAGCAUGGAAACCAGCAUAACUUCAAAUCACCAUUCCGGUUAAUUGAUAGUGAAGUGGGGUUUUGAGAAUAACUCCUAUUCACUCUCAUAAGAAUGCCUCUUGCUGCAGUUUAUUUUCAGGUUUAGCUAUUUACCCACUUGGCAGCAUUGAGCUGAUAAUUGCCUUUGCUGAAGCAACUAUGCGUUUUUGUGGUUUAGAAGCAUAUGGAUUAGUUGUAGUUGGAGAUACCGCUCCCUACAUAAAUAUUUUUUCAUUCUUCUUCUUAUCGUUGUUGUUAUUAAAAAAAAUAUAAUAAAGUGUAUAUAGCUCAUUUGCAAAAUUAUGUCUUUAAACACAAUGUGGUUUUCCUUUAAUAACGAUCACUCUGUGUUUAUUUAAAUAGGAAUCCAAGUUCAAAGAAACAGGUGUUAUUACCCCAGAAGAGGUAAGUAGAAAAAUGUAACAUUUCCUUAAUCAUAACUUGUGUGUCCUGGCAUGGAUCUAUGAAUGUUGGUAAACUUGGUUAAAUCAGAUGCAUGUGGAUAAUGGAAACCCCUUUUAAAGAAAUAAAUGCUUCACACUUGGUUGUCACCUGUACAUUUUAUUAGAUUGAAAUAUUCAAGUUUAAAGUAAAUGGUUCCAACUUCCAAAUGCAUGUUGGGUACUAGGUGGGGAUGAUACAAUUAUUUCAAUGCUGUUGAAGUUUUCCAUUUUCUCACCCCGAAUGAUUUCCUAUCGUUGCAUUGCAGCAGUCAAACCAAGCAGUUGUCAUAGGUGGCCUAAUAUGCAGAAAGGCAUGUCUCUGCAUAAAAUAUACUUUUCACACAUAACCCUAUAGUAGUCCUUUCAGCUCCUUUCUUCAACGUUAGAAGCUCCUACCUAGACCACUUGGGUAUUGUAAUUCUGUUGCAAAGUAUUUGCCUUUUGCACAGCACGUAUAGCUUUUACAUCGGAACAUUAUACUGCAACAUGUGCAUUGAUGUUUGUGUAGCAAAAUAAUGUGAGUUUUCAUUGGGUUUACAUAAUUAAUGGGAAUUAAUGGAGAAUCAUGUCUCUAUCUAUUGAUUCAUGGUUUCUCACAGAGUCUGGCAUAUAAACCGACAUUAAUUACUGUAUUACAGCUGUGCAGAGGUAUUUCAGAAGGCAUGAUUUCUUUGUGCUUUUAUGUGUGUUAUAUCAUGUAGAGAUUUGUCCCAUUUGAGUGCAGUCGUAAAAACAUGAGGAAUACUGCAGGUGCAUUGCAGCGAUCCAUGCCAUAGUUGCUGUUUCAAGUUGUUUUAAAAGUGAAAAAAAAAUUUUUACAUUUAAAAAAAAAAAAAUUUAUUUUAAUGCGCUUCACAUGUAAAUGUGGUCUUACUACAAACAGGGUCUUUACUCCGAAUUAGAUUUUAAUUCCCGUGUCCACAGUAACUGCUUUGACUGUAUGCACCUAAUGAAUGUAUAGUUGCUUAAUAGUUAGCAAUACAACUGUUUUAUAAUUAGAAGUUUUUAAACUAACAAAUUUAUUUUAAAGAAUUAUUUUUUUAUUUUUUUUAAAACAAAUUCUUUUCUUUCUUUUUGCAAGUGUAAACUUGUUUGGGUAGGGCUUCUCUUCACCUACUUUUCCUGUAUGUUAUACGUGUUUUGUUAGUGUAAAAUGUUUGUCUUGUUUAUCUAUUGUGUAUGUCAUUUAUACAAUAAUGUAAUAAAUACAGUGUGUGUGUGUGUGUGUGUGUGUGUGUGUGUAUAUAAAUUUUUUUUUUUUUUUUGUUCUUCAACAGUUUUUGGUAGCAGGUGACCAUCUAGUCCAUCACUGUCCUACUUGGCAAUGGUGAGUAUAUAUAAUGUUUUAUUUGGAAGACUUACUUUAAUGGAAUAAUGUUAUGAUUACCUUUUAUCUUUGCUGUACUUUUUCACAGUCACUAAUAGCAAAACACUUGAAAUUUCUCUCAUGUUAAAAUCACAAUAUAGAAAGCUUUGUCAGAUUAACAUUGAGUCACCCUAGACAUUUCAGCUUGCCAGAGUGGUUUUAGGGUGAACUGCCUACCCCUAUUGGCUUAUUAUAUGCAAGUGCAGAUUUCAAGAGAAGUCAACACUUUAAAAAAAAAAAGAAAAACCUCUUAGAAAGCAGACAGCCAGGAAGGUUUCCUGCCUCACUCACAUUAAUCUGUAUGUCAAAGUAGAAUGUGAUUUUCAUAGAGAAGAAUUCAACAAUAAUACAUAUUUUAUUUCUUAUGUAAGUGGUGUACUUUUUUUUGUAAUAAAUCUGUGCAGUAACCAUAUUUUGAUAUUUUUGAUAAAUUCUUGCAUUUCCUCUUUUUUUCUGAUGAAGGGGAACAUUUUUGCAAUUCCCUAUCCCUUUGUUGAAUAUAUUUAUUAAAGAACCAACACAAACUAAUUUGUAAACAAAUGUACAGCGGCUUAAAAAUACAUUAAAGAAAGUCAUAUCUGUUAAAUUUUUUGUUAACAUUCACAAAAUGGUGAUCUAAAGUAAGAAAUUAAAAUUUUAUUGUUAAUGUUAAAGAUAAGUGGUCCCGUGGUCAUGGGAGCCCAGCACACUCUUACCUUCCCAGCUCCUCUCUUCAGCUCCCCUGUCUAACUCUCGCGAGUCCCGCGGCCGUCAGAGCGUUGCCAUUGGUUACCAUGGCAACGCUCCACGCGGCACACAGGCCGCGAGAGUUGGACAAGGGAGCUGCUGGGAAGGUAAGAGUGUGCUGGGCCAUCUCUGCACAGUCCAUGCCACCGGACCACCAGGGAAUGCCAUAUCCUCCCUCCCUGGCUAGGUAAGAAGCAUGGAGGGGGACUAAAACAAAAUUUUAAGAUUUGUUUUGUAUUUAUACAAAAAAUAAAAAUUCUCCUCCCCUCCCCCCAUUUUACACACUUAACAUACCUACACAAAUACUCACUGCACAAACACAACUACCCAAACACAUUGCAUUUACUACAUACACACUGCAUUUUACUAUACACACACUACACAAACACACUGCAUUUACUAUACACACACUACACAAACACACACACACUGCAUUCACUAUACACACACACACUGCAUUCACUAUACACACACACACUGCAUUCACUAUACACACACACUCUGCAUUCACUAUACACACACUACACAAACAUACUGCAUUCAUUACAUACACACACUGCAUUCCCUAUACACACAAACACACUGCAUUUACUAUACACACACUACACAAACACACACACUACACAAACACACACUCUGCAUUCACUAUACACACACUACACAAACACACUGCAUUCAUUACAUACACACUGCAUUCCCUAUACACACAAACACACUGCAUUCACUAUACACACACUACACAAACACACACUUUGCAUUCGUUAUAUACGCACUACACACACUUCAUUCACUAUACACACACUCUGCAUCCACUACACAAACACACGCACACUGCAUUGACUAAUCAAAUACUCUCACUGCAUUCACUACACACACAUAUAUUCUUGAAAAAAAAAAAAAUCUGACUGGCAUAUAUAUAUUGUGUUUAUUUAUCUUAAUAACAAAAAGAUUUGCAAAUAAAUAAAUAAACAUAUUUAGUUAACAGUCAAUUUGUGUACAAUAGUUUUUUUUGUUUUUUUUUAAAUGGUAUAUAUACUGAAUAUUGCUAUUGGCCUGAAAGUUCACAGCUUAUAGGUAUCGGCUCUAAAAUAAAAUCAGUAUUGGUCGAUCCAUAAAAGAAGCCUAUGGUAUGACCCCCAUAUUAGUAUAAGGGUGGUUUAUUACCAUCCUUAUGUCCCCACUUAUCAUGCUGUGCAUGGUACAUUUUACUAAACAAACUAUUGCUAGGCAAGUCUUGUGAAAAGUGACACUAUUUUGUUUUCUAUGACCUGGCUUUCAAAGCUUGGGGAGGCAUUUCUAGGGUCUUUUCCUACCUUGAAAGCUCAUUAUGCGUGGAUUCCUCUUCUGGUGAAGAUGUAUGUAGUUGUACAUGUGAAAUAAAAUUUGUAUUCUUUGGAAUUCAGUUAGCGCAGACACCUUUUUGUAUUUGACUAUCUAUCUACCCUGGUCUAGAACCCGGUUAUAUACAGAAUUAAAGCUUGUAUGUAAGAAUUGUGGCAAAUAUUGAUUAAAUUAGAUAUAGGUAGUUAUAGAUAUUAAUGCUUUUGAUCAAAAGUUGGAGACCGCAGUAGAAAGUCAUUGUACAAAGAGCCGCAGGGCUGAAACAAGUUUAUUCUUGACAUCGAGAUAGUAAAUGUUUUUUCUUUUACUAUGGCAUGCUGAGCUCUGAAUAACUGUACAUUGAUGCUAUGGUUUGCUAAGAGCUUAUGCACUUAAAAAUUUAUGUGAACUAUGCUUCUGUCUCUAUCAGAUGGAAUGAACAAGCUGUCAGGCAUUAAAUAAUUCAUUAAGAAAAUAUUUCUCCAACACAAAAGUGAUUUGAAAUUGUUUCCCCAAAUGUCAGUUAAUUACUUUAUAUUUUGAGCCAUAUAUAUUAGAUUAAACAUUGAGGCAUGUGGAUAAUACAGUUAUUAACUACAGAGUGAACUGUCCGGAAUUAAAAGUGAACUUUCAAAUUUUAAGCCAAAAUAAAUAAAAUAGUGAAUAACCGUGAUGAUCAGUUUAUUUUUAUGUCUUUAUGACUUAUGACUUUUAGCAAAAGUUACUAUAACUCUUAUUUUUUUUAUUUCAGGGCAUCUGGGGAAGAAACUAAAAUAAAACCUUACCUACCACAUGGAAAACAGUUUCUUUUGACAAGAAAUGGUAAGCCACUUUUAUUUCGAAGUCACUUGUGAAAAUAUUUGUGUUGGAUUCAAAAUCAACUGUAAAAUAUGGGUUUGUUUGAAAAUAUACUCCGAUGUUUUCAACACAGCAAGUUGCUUGAGUUCACUGUUGGCUUGCAUGACACCUCACAUCUCAGAGGGACGUUUAGAUCACUGAAUAUUUUUAGAAGUCACCAGGAGAAAGGAGAUCCAUAGACUCUGUAACUUAUAAAAGAUUGCUCUUCAACAUGUUGGCAAGUCAGACCUGUACAAAUAUCAAAAUUAUUUACUUAUUAUUCUUUUUAUACAACACUAAAACUAUUGCAUUGUUUGACCACUGUCUGUUAUAAAUAAAGCACACCUUCACUGAGCUUGUGAAGAGAUUUAUUAUGGAUUGAUUAUUUUAAUUUACUACCUAUAGUGUUAGGAAUACAAACACUUUCCUUAUUCCAGCACUAAUGUCCCUCGGCGCUGGAUCAGUCUCCUCCACUGCUGACAUAACGGCAAUCCGGAAAAACUAAUGUGCAUACGCUGCCCACACAUUAGGCCUUCUCCAUAGGAAAGCAUUGAAUUAAUGCUUUCUGAUGGGAUUUUUGAAGACGCUGGGUGUCCUCAUGCAAAGCGUGAGACUGUGCAGCGUCAUUUCUCUAAAACUGCAAUGAUUCACACUGUAGGGUUAAGGGGACAAGGACACUGCACCUUAACCACUUCAAUGAGAUGAAGUUGUCCAGGUACCUAUAGCGUUCAUUUAAUAUGAAAAGAGAAAGGGGUCAGUAAGCAUGUGUAGGAACUCUUUGUUUAACCUUUGCUCGGGCCUCUUUGUCAGGGAAGGUGUUGGUGUUUAGUUGUGCACACUCCUUCUUGCCCACUCUUUGGGCAGUGUAGCACCCUUUAAAGUGAACAGCCUUGCAUGCAGCUGACAAUGAAAAUCAUUUAUCUGUAACUCCGUUUUGUAUAGGGUCUUUUUAUUUAGGGUCUUUUGUCAAGCCUGUGUUGUAAGUGCAGUUGUAACUUAGGGCAUUAAUUAAAAACAUAAUUCAGGUGAAUAGUUAAGUGAAUUACAACUUGUAUAAGGGAUUUUAAAAUUUGGAUUUAAAAAAAAAAUAAUUUUUUUUUUCAAAAUCUUUUUACGAAGAAGUAAAUUUCUAUACAGUGUUAUUCACAUGCAGCUAGUAUAAUCAACACAUUGUGCGGUUUUAUUUGGUAAAAGAUAUACGUCAAAAACAGACCAAAGGGGGGAAAAAAAUCUAAUAAAAAGUAAGCCAAAAAUACAAAUUUAUAGGUGGUACAUGGUCCCAGGCAGAUUGCAUAAAAUUUCAUCUAUUUAUCCUAAUGAUGUCUGGAGAUGCGGUUAGGAACUGGGAUCCAUGUACCAUGUUUGGUGGGAGUGUAUAGGCUUGACGAACAUUAAAACUCAAUUACUUAUCCUUAUAAGCUCCCUUUAAUGUUUCUCUUUAACAUGGAAUUUCCAUCUCAAGAUAGGUGUCAAAAUUAUCUAUUAACCCAUAUAUUGUUUGCAGUUAAAAUUAUGUAUAGCAAGGGCAUGGCAAAGUACUACUCCCAUCAAAUGGAAGGAGAUUAUGGAACAAAUAGAAUUCCAAUACAGAAUGGAACAUAAUUUUGUUUCUAAUACAGGUUUGUGGAUAUCUUAUGAUAAUAUGUGGUUACCCUGGAAAAUAUAUAUAGAGAUAAUUAUCAUGACUCGACUGGUGUUUAAACUGGCCUCAUGUCGACUCUCAACUUUGGUAAAUUAUUUUUUUUUAUUUUUUUAACUUUUUUUUUUUUCCGUGUGUCUAUUUUUGUUCUUGUCUGUAUAUGGGUAGAGCGGUAAUGAGAAGGAGUAAGAAGGUACGAGAUUACUGGGAAUAUUCAUACAAGAGAUCUUGAUGCUCCUAAUGUUUCCCCUCCUGUCUCGCUAUUAAUGUUUAGAUAUACAAUUCUCUACACUCGUAUUAUUUGCUUUUUUUUUUUUUUUAUCUACUGUAAUUUUAUCUAAAAUCUGAGAAUAUGUAUAUACAUUUUACCCUAACCAAAUUUAUAUACUGUAUGUUCUGGCGUAUAAGAUGACUUUUUAACCCUGGAAAAUCUUCUCUAAAGUCGGGGGUCGUCUUAUACGCCGGGUAUAGGGUCUUUAUGGCUGCCGGGGGUGCCCUGCGCCCCCAUCGCCGGCCCUUCUAAUGCUGCAGCCGCCUGAGCGCUAUAUAGAGAGCGCUCAGACAGCUGCCGCACUGCCUCUCUUCUCACCUCCCCUUCCCUGUGCAGAGUGGGUGGCCGAGCUCCUCUUCGUCCUGUCAGUCCGGCCGGGUACCGCGCGGUACAAGAGAUUCAGUUACCUGUUCCCGGCCGGACUAAAAGGAAGUGCACACUAAGUGCUCACUUCCUUUCAGUCCGGCCGGGAACAGGUAACUGAAUUUCCUGUACCGCGCAGUACCCGGCCGGACUGACAGGACGAAGAGGAGCUCGGCCACCCACUCUGCACAGGGAAGGGGAGGUGAGAAGAAUGUAGGGAGAAUUUGGGGGGAGGAGGGGAGAGUAAAAAGAAUGGGGGGGGGGAGUAAAAAAAAAAUUAGCCUCCUGUGUGCUAGACCAGCAGGCAUGGAUUAUAUGCCCAAACAGCCUGGCACAUACCUGGACUUCAAAUGCCAUUUCAGAUUCUCAUUAUUUAAUGUCUUGCUGUGUAGCUCUGUCUGCUCACUGUACAUCAUGGCUAAUUUUUAUUUGGUGUGCAUUGGAAGAGGGGUAGUCUUAUACGGCGAGUAUAUCCCAAACUCUAUAUUUUAACUGGAAAAGUUGGGGGUCGUCUUAUACGCCCAGUCGUCUUAUACGCCGGAAAAUACGGUAUUGUAUAUGCUCUGUAAGAAUAUCUAUUGUCUUUGUAUAAAAUGAAAACAUAAUGUUUAAUUAAAUACAUAUAAAAAAAAUACAAAUCUAAUAACGGCAGUUAUCCAUUCAGUGAUCUAGACUUUAAUUGUGUUCAGCACCAAUCAAAUGCAGUUAGGUGUCCUAAUAUUUAUUUGAAUAAUGGGUUUAAUCUUUCUAAUAUUCAAAAUUUAUCAGAAAGAAGAGAGCAACUGCCACAUUAACUGUAAAUUUCUAUAAAAUUAUACGACAUUGCAAAAUACCUUGGCAACCCAAUUAACGCCUUUAUUGUUUAAUCAAGCAGUUUAAAUUGAAUUGUCCUUUCUUAGUGUAAUUAGAGUGUUGCAUCAUUCUGUGAAUCGAAGAAAUUAUUAAAUCCCGAUCUCAUUAAAAGGUUAUAAUACCAAUCCAUAAACUAGAUUAGAAGUAUUAUAUGCAUAAUUUAAAUAUGUAUCAUUUACUUAAGAGGAUAAUUCAUCACAUCUCCGUCCUCAAAUCUUCUAAUUCUUUUGUAUAGUUGAGUCUACCCAUUAAUCAGUAAUCAAAUCCAUCUUUAUGCUACAUCUAUGCCCUUUCCACAGAGAAGCAAGAACUCUAAAUUAUCUGGGGUGCUGACACAAUAGUUUCAAGUUAUGCUAUGGAAGAAUAAAAUGCUGCUGCUGCUGGCUGGGUACUGUUUUGUCUAACAUCAUUGUUUUUGUGUGUUCUUUUUUUUUUUUCUUAUUGUAAUGUUUAGGCAUGAAACAUUUAACUAGCUUUGUAUAUGUCAGUAGUUAUUACUAUACAUGUUUAUGAUCAACUCUUUUCUCAGUACCUUGCUACAAAAGAUGCAAACAGAUGGAAUAUUCAGACGAACUAGAAGCAAUUAUAGAAGAGGAUGAUGGAGAUGGAGGAUGGGUAGACACCUUUCACCAUUCAGGUUUGUUUCGAUACUCUCCAGUCUUUUUCUAGUCCUUUGCUGUCGAGUGUUUUAUUUUAUUGGCAUUGUAAGCAUGCUGCUGCUACUUUAGUUUGCACAUAUAAAAAUAACUUUCAUUACGUUUGUAAGUAUGUCAAGAACUAUUUUCAUGUUUUUGCAAUGCCAUCAUGCCAGAAGGUAUCUGAAGGGAAAAAAAAAAAUAUAUAUAUAUAAAUAUAUAAAUAUAUAUAUAUAUGUAUAUGUAAUAAGCAUGUAACAACAUGCUGCACUUUUUUUUGUGUGUGUGUAACAAACUGGUCAGAAUUAAAAAAAGUUUUGGAUGCUUAGUGCCAGAAGUGAUAAACAAGUAUACUGGACAAUAAAAGAUUAAGUGGCAUAUUAGAAAUGCUGCAUAACGCACUACAUGGCCAAAAGAGAAAAGAAGAACCUCCGGUACUGCACUCUCCUGCUCAGGGCAUCACAGCCGGAGACCAAAAUGAAAAUCAAUUUAACAAAAAUGAUCAGACUUCGAAAAUAAGGUGAUUACAUAUAUUGCUGUGUAAGAGAUUAACAGGGACAAGCGUUGCCAACUAGCAAACAGGAGCCACUGAAGGUAAACAGGCCAUCAUCCCAUGUAGACAAGUCCAUUGUCAGCCGAUUCCCUGGCUUGGGGCCUUGGGGGUGCAGCUGCAAGAUGUAGAAUCAGCCAGCUCCACUGAGCCAUUUUUUUAAAUUUUUUUUUUUUUUUGCUUCUUUGAAUAUUUUUUUGCUUUAGAUUGGUUGAGAUCACAGAGUGCAUCUUUUGUAAGUUUUUGAAUACUUGUGUCUUCUCUGUAUACUUAACUUCUUGUACUAUUUUUCAUUAUGUGUUAUUAGGUGUAACUGGUGUCACAGAAGCAGUCAAAGAGAUCACACUUGAGACACAGGUAAUCUCAGUUUAAUGAAUAACAUAUUUUGUAUUUACAGUAAUGCAUGUGAUACUCUUAUUACACAUGCACAUUUCUUUAUUAUUCUUCUCUGCUCUUCUGUAGACUGCACAGUCAUAUAUUGUAGCUUAUAGCUUAAAGGACCACUCAAUGAAGUGGUCUGGGUGCCAGGUCCCUCUAGGGUUAACCCUGCCUGCUGUAAACAUAGCAGUUUCAGAGAAACUGUUAUGUUUACAUAUGGGUUAAUCCAGCCUCUAGUGGCUGUCUCAUUGAUAGCCGCUAGAGGCGCUUCCGCGCUUCUCACUGUGAUUUUAACAGCGAGAAGACGCCAGCGUCCAUAGGAAAGCAUUGAGAAUGCUUUCCUAUGGACUGACUGAAUGUGUGUGCGCGCGCGCAUUCAGCCGAUGACAUCCAAAGGAGGAGGAGAGGCCCCGGCGCUGGAGAAAGGUAAGUGUUUAACCGCUUCCUCCAACUUCAGCCCGGCGGGAUGGGGGCCAUGAGGGUGGGGGCACCCUCAGGGCACUAUAGUGCCAGGAAAACGAGUUUGUUUUCCUGGCACUAUAGUGGUCCUUUAAUGCUGAGAGUUGAGUGUUUCAUGCUAAAAUAUUAACGUAAACAAUGAGAGCUGACCUUUCUACUUAAUUAUAUUGCCUUACUUAUAAUGUGCCAUAUUUGUAAACCAGUUGCACUUUAAGAGUUCAAGGAAUAGGAUAUUUCUGUUCCCUUUACCAUACCACCAUAACCUUGUUGAAAAUACAUUCUUUAAAAAAAUAAAAUAUGGAUUAUACCUUGACAAACUAGGAUUGUGGGAAAUCUGAGAAAACUGCAGCCUUUGAUGAUGAUGAGGAUGAAGAUGGUGAAGCAGCAGAUAUGGAAGGUGAGGGGUUUUCUUUUGUUUUACUGUAUUCUCCUACAUGAAAAUUAUUUUAAGCCGCUGCUUCUUGGUCCGCCCACGCUCCUCCCCGUCCUCACGUCAUCCGGCGGAGGAGACGGAUCCCGCCCGUCGGCGGGGGAGACCUGUGUGCAUUAGACCUCUCCGUAUGAAAGCAUUGGGGAUUUUAGCGACGCUGGAGGUCCUCACAUAGCGUGAGGACGUCCAGCGACGCCAUAGCACAGAAAACCUGUGCUAUGAAUCCGGAAGUGCCCUCUAGUGGCUGUCUAGUAGACUGCCACUAGAGGAGGAGUUAACCCUGCAAGGUAAUUAUUGCAGUUUAUAACAACUGCAAUAAUUACAGUUGCAGGGUUAUGGGUAGUGGGAAUUGGCACCCAGACCACUCCAAUGGGCAGAAGUGGUCUGGGUGCCUGGAGUGUCCCUUUAAGAAAGUAUGCUAUAGUUCCACCCCAGGUAACAUGAAGAGAUUUCUGCACCAACAUACAGUAUUGCCUUCAAGAAAAUUUAACUAAAACAGUAAUAACAUGGGAAAGAAAAGAAACUGCUAAGAACCAGGCAUAAAGCAUGGUAAUAUAUGAUUUGGAGCCCAUCACACCAAUCAGCUGACUCCCAUCAUGGGCGUAACACAUUCCCUAAAAAUUGUGCAGUUGUGCAGGCUCGACAACUUCGAUUUUCUGUGCUUCUUGCCGACACUGGCUUGUCUACCACCUACCAUAGGGCAUGCCGAUGUGGCCUUCACCAUCUUAGACGCACAAGGCACGCCAAGUCAGUGAGGGGAGUAGAUGGUCGGUAUUGGAAGUGUAGCAGGGAACGUAGCGGUGCCUGGGUCAUUAGUGAAAAAUAUCAUCCAGGUAGCAGCAGAUGACUGCGGAAAAUACUCCCAGACCGAUCAAUUGAUUCAGGGUUCAAUAAGAAAUCUGUUAGUCCCAGAUAGAGGAAUCACUUUACUUUAUUCGGAAAUGCUUGAGGAGCUGUCAAGAAAUGUGUCCGGUCGACAUUACAGUCAAGCCCUGCCCCUUAUUUUAGCAGUUUAACAACAACAACAGACAAAACAGGGAUUCCUGGAGCAUGCAGACCAGUCUAUUGGCUGCUCCAAGAUAAUAGUAAUUGUGCUCAUGAAUUAUCCAUAGACACCUGUUCAAAUUUGGACUACAUCACAAAAUGUUUGAAGGGUUAAGUAGGAAUUGGCUGUGCUGAAUCUCUGUUAACCCUUCAGCACCAAUGAAUUGACAUGUUAGCCCUAGUUACUGUUGGUUUUGUUUUUUAGCUUAUGAAGAAAGCGGGUUGCUAGAAAAUGAUGAGGUAAGAUAUAUCCUAUACCUAUUUUUUUCUGUUCAAUUUUUUUUUUUUUUUCUUAUUCUUAUGUUGUGGCAUCGUAUACAUGUGUUGCGCAAAAGACAAGAUUUUCCACAUCAUUUUGUGAUGUAUAGUGACAUGAAACCAUGUAGUGUGUGUGUGUGUAUGUGUAUAUGUGUGUGUGUGUGUGUAUAUGUGUGUGUGUGUGUGUGUGUGUAUAUAUAUAUAUAUAUAUCACAUUGAAGAGAUGGUUUAGUUGGUAGGGGCAUUAAAAAAAACAAAGAAAAGCAAUAAGAAAAAUAAUACAAGUACUCAGAAGACAUCGCACGCCUGACCGUUCAUCUACAGACACUCGAAGACUCACACUUACAGGCCGCUUACUCUGUCAUCUCCAGCUCAAAGGCAGCUUGUGAUUUUUAGUAGGAGUGAGAGAUACUUGCGUUCCGUGCUUAGCUGGAACAUAAAUAUUCAUACCAGCAUUAAGGGCCCACAUCAAGCCAGGCAAUACUCCCCUAUAAAGAGACUGCAUGUCCAAUAAUGCUUCUAAUCAGGACUCUUGUUCAAGCUCUCUUUAAUCACACUCCCUCCCAGUGCUCUUUCAGCUUCCAACACAUUAAUUUUCACUCAUAUGGCCUGCAACCACUUAAAAUUCCAUUCUUGCUUAAUAGAGAACAAUAAUAAAAAUAUAAAAACUAAAGACAUAAAGGUUAUAAAACAUUAGUGUGUCGUUUUAGACCCUCGCGCAACGGGUCAAAAGUGCCUUUAUGAAGACUAUUUGGCUUCAGCUUCCAAACUGAAGGUCCAAAAAGGAAAUGAAAAGAAAAAAGGUCAUUCAGGAUGAACUUUGAAUUCAGAUGAGCUUAACCCCUUAAGGACACAUGCCAUGUGUGACGUCAUGAUUCCCUUUUAUUCCAGAAGUUUGGUCCUUAAGGGGUUAAAGGGGCACUCCAGGCACCCAGAUCACUUCUGCCCAUUGGAGUGGUCUGGGUGCCAACUCCCACUACCCUUAACCCUGCAAGUGUAAUUAUUGCAGUUUUCAUAAACUGCAAUAUUUACCUUGCAGGGUUAACUCCUCCUCUAGUGGCUGUCUACUAGAGGGCACUUCCAUGUUUAUAGCACAUGAAAAGUGUGCUAUAAUGUUGGUGGACGUCCUCACGCUAUGUGAGGACCUCCAGUGUUGCUGAAAUCCCCAUAGGAAAGCAUUGAAAGCAUUUUUCAAUGCUUUCCUAUGAGGAAGUCUAAUGCGCGUGCACAGACUUACUGUGGCUGUCAAAUCCCAGACUACUUAAUGCAGCUCCAUGAGAUGGUUUUUGCAAGGCAGGAGCUCAACAAUCAGGAAGUAACCAGACAGAUUGUCUGAUUGUGUAAUAAUAAGGUAAUUUUAUAAAAGUGCCAACUUCUAUUGAAAUUUUAACUUUCUUGUAAAAUGAAAGAAAAAUUAGACAUCCCCUUUACACAUAAAGCACUUCAUUCUUUAGGUGUGUGGAGUGUCCCUUUAAUAUAGCAGUUUUGGUGUGAAGAUCAUGCCCCUGCACUUUAAUCACAUACAUGUUGAUAUGUGAGCUGUAGCAGGCAAUUAACAGAGCAGGAAAUAGGAAAUUAUAAAUCAAGCAGUAAUAAAAGCUAAAAAAUUAUGUUGGCUCAGUUGUGUGUGGGCGCGCGCGCUCGCACCAGCCACCGUAAGGGAUUGUAUUGCUAGGACCGUAUAAGCAAAAUUAUUUAAUUCCUAAAUGACAAAAAUUGAGCAGUGAGAUUUAAGGGGUAUACCAGUGGUUCCUCAAACCAGUCCUCAUGCAUCCCCCUAUGUGUCCAGAAUUUAGGGAUUACCCAGUUUGGUACAAAAAAAAAAAACACCUUAGACACAACUUACCUUGAUCCUUACUGGUAGGUGGGGGGGGAGGGGGGGAGAGGAUGUGAGAAUUGGUUUAGGAACCACUGGUGUAUACAUUCAAGGGACAAUAUAGUCACCAAAACAACUAUAGCUUAAUGAAGCAGUUUUGGUGUAUAGACCACGCCCCUGCAAUCUCACUGCUCAAUUCUUUGUCAUUUAGAAGUUAAAUCACUUUGUUUAUGCAGCCAAGCCACAACCUUCUGCAUGUGACUUACACAGCCUUCCUAAACACUUCCUGUAAAGAGUCAUCUAAUGAUUACACUUCCUUUAUUUAAUUUAGAAUUUCUUAUCUCUUGCUCUGUUAAUAGCAGUCUCGAACCUGCAGGAGCUUCCUGCAUGUAAUUGAAGUUCAGUUUACAGAGCAGGAGAUACAAUUAAGAACUACUUAACAUCUGAUUGAAUAUGAAACUUUUUUUUUCUCCUUCAUGCAGGCUGUCUGAGUCACAGCUAAGGGAGCUGUGGCUAGAGUUGCAUGGACAGAGACAAAAUUGAUUUAACUUCUAAAUGGCAGAGAAUUACGCAGUGAUAUUUCAGGGACAGGAUCUAGACACAGAAACUGAUUAAGUUAAAUUUGUGUUGGUGACUAUAGUGUCCCUUUAAAACCAUUUGAUUAUGGUAAAGUUGUGUUGGUGCUAAGAGUGCCCCUUUAACUAUGCAGUAAUGAAGAUAAAAUAGCUGGUUUGGAAAAAAACACUCUGCUAUUGAGCCUCCAUUUUGUAAUUUGGAUUCAAUUGCUAAAAUUCAGUGUUUUGUGAAUAAACUUGAAUGUGUAUAUUUAACAUACUUUUAACUGAUUGGUAUUAAACAUCUGUUAGAUACAGUAAAAUGUUAAUUGCAAUGUGGAUGUUAUUUAUAUUUACAAUUAAAAACUCACAACAAAAGGAAUCUUUGCUCAAAUUCUUUAUUUUAAUGUAGGCAACUGUGGACACCAGCAAAAUUGUGGAAGCCAACAAGCCAAAAUCUGAAGUUGUGGGUGAAGAUUCAAUAUUACAGACUAGAACUUAUGAUCUUUAUAUUACAUAUGACAAGUAUUAUCAAACUCCAAGACUCUGGUUAUUUGGUUAUGACGAGGUAUGUUUUGUAUUAAACCCAUAGUAGAGCCAAAUUGUUUCUGAAAUCAAUAUAUUUAUGAUCAAAAUUUUCACGAGCCACUGGAGAGUGAAGAUUUUAGCCCUGGCAAGUAGAAACUUACCUCAAAAACAAUAACAGAUUAAGUGAAUAAAUCCCUAAAAUGAAACUUACCUCAGUUGAGAGUGUGAGCUGACCGUUUUAAGCCUAUCAAAACACACAUUGCUGGUAUGAAUUGGUAUGACUAAUGAAGAGUGUAAUCUCUGCUUUACCUAUACCUCCAGUGUGAUUCUCAUUCAAAAUUAAAUUGUUCUAAAAUGGUUUAACACUAAAUUGAGAAAUAGCACCAGUGGACCCUAUACAUUACAACCAAUUCAGUGAUAUUAAAUUAAUUAAGGAUGAUACUUAAAUUACUUCCCAUCAAAGGGUCAACACUUUCCCAUCCUGACAAUAAAGAUUUAACCGAUGAUUUAGAUUAGGUUCAGUCACUGUGGCCCCUAGUAUUUUGUUAAGUAUGUUGGAUAUGUUAUGUAGGGAAUACUGGUUUAUUUUUAUGGUGUUUGAAUAAUGCUUUUUAUUAUGAUUUACAGCAACGCCAACCUUUAACAGUAGAACACAUGUAUGAAGACAUUAGCCAAGAUCACGUAAAGAAAACAGUGACAAUUGAAAACCAUCCCAACCUUCCACCACCAGCUAUGUGUUCUGUCCAUCCUUGCAGGUAUCCCCUUUCUUACAUUCUCAAGUUGUUUUGUAUGUGCUUCACAUAGCAGCAUAGAUACAAUAAAAAAAACUGUGCUUGUUUGUACGGUAUCGCUGCUAACAUCCUCUAGCUAUCAAAGAACUACUUGAAAGUGGUUUUUAGGUACACAUUUUCAGUUUUCCUUUUUUUUUUUUUUAUCUUCAUCUUUCUCAUCUGUGUGUUGUCAACUUACUACUGUAUAAAACACUUGUAAGAUUAAGUAGGUCUUGCAUGAGGUACAUAAAUGUGUAUAAAUUAAUCAAUAUUGUCUUCACCACAACCCCACUGUUAGACAUGCAGAAGUCAUGAAGAAAAUAAUCGAGACAGUUGCAGAAGGAGGAGGAGAGUUGGGAGUUCACAUGUAUCCUUUUUAACUUUUUCUAUUAUGUUUCAUUUUAUGUGCAUUUCUUACAGAAGUUCUGAAUAGACCGUGAGUGUAUAAACUAAAGCUCGUAGAACCUUCUUGCCCUUUGCUUUGUUUAAAUGGCUGUAACUUGACAAAUUACAUCAGGACUCAUGCCAAGAUUUUCUCUAAGAUAAUCUUGUUUCUCCUAUGGCUGUCAGUUGGAAUGAUCAUGAUGAUACUUGCAGCAGUUGUAAAAUCUUUCCGAAGAGUUUUAAGAGAGCCCACACAUGUCACUGUUGAGCUGUAAAACAUGCAUGUGCUACACGUGUUCAUGUAUAGAUUUAGAGGGAAAUUGUACGAACACUCUGUUGUUACAGACUGGGUGUCUGUGUCAUUUGUUGUUUUUUUGAUUUUGUUUUUUUUUCUUUGUUUUUAUUUUAAGAUACACUAAACCAUGUUUGUAUACCUAAUGGUAUAGUGUAAGGUUAAAUUGUUUGUUUUUGGUUUGUUUCAGCUUACAUGUCUUCUGGUUUUUCCUUAAUUUGAUAUCUUCAGGUACCUUCUUAUUUUUUUAAAAUUUGUACAAGCGGUCAUUCCAACAAUAGAAUAUGACUACACAAGGAAUUUUACAAUGAACUGAAAUCGCAACAUAUAAAUCCUAUAAAACAUCCUGACAUUUUAAAGACUGUCACAUAAACAUGUCUUCUUGGUUUUCUCAUAUAUACAAAUAUGCAAACGUUUCUGUAAUGUAUUAUAAGCUUCUUUGAUUAAAUUUCUGCAUUUAAAUGAUU
Pelobates cultripes (western spadefoot toad) is the source of this 22611-nucleotide messenger RNA. Lineage: Eukaryota; Metazoa; Chordata; Amphibia; Anura; Pelobatidae. The record is from the annotation of a GenBank genome assembly.